Pyricularia pennisetigena is the source of this 285-nucleotide messenger RNA. RefSeq lists its product as uncharacterized. Bases 1 to 285 code for a protein of 94 amino acids. The record is from RefSeq and is a predicted model, not a curated record. The transcript is spliced from 2 exons. Lineage: Eukaryota; Fungi; Ascomycota; Sordariomycetes; Magnaporthales; Pyriculariaceae.
AUGGCCCUGGGCCAGCGCGAGGAUGCAAAUCGAAACGAGCGGCGCCUCCGUUACGGUGCACGAAUACGUUUUGGCCGUACACUCGUGGUUUUUAGCGCUGCGCGACAGGGCCUUGAACGCCGGUGCCAGGUUUUAGGGACGCUCCGAGCCCUGGCCGCCCCAGACCAGGUGCCGCCGCCGCCGCCGGGAGAGCGAUUCAGCCACAAGGAGAGGGCGCCGGGGAGGUCUGCGGCGAGGAUGCGGGAGACGGAGGCGGCUGCGGCAGGGGAUAGCCAGGCGGAGUAG